This is a messenger RNA of Trypanosoma grayi, 434 nucleotides long. RefSeq names its product carboxypeptidase. The transcript has a single exon. NCBI's taxonomy places the organism in Eukaryota, Euglenozoa, Kinetoplastea, Trypanosomatida, Trypanosomatidae. The record is from RefSeq and is a predicted model, not a curated record. Gene Ontology annotation, molecular function: metallocarboxypeptidase activity. The annotation marks the transcript as partial. Gene Ontology annotation, biological process: proteolysis.
AUGGAGGCAUAUAAGGAACUCGAGAAACUCAAUACGAAGAUCUACCGGUUCAGGCACAUGCUGAGCCUCGCAAUGUGGGAUGCCCGUGUCAUGAUGCCACCCAAAGGUGCUGAGGCUCGCGGCCUGGCUGUCGCCGAAGUAAAGAAACUGAUUCAUCAGCUGAUCACAGACCGAACGGUUGAAGAGCUGAUAAAGCGUGCGGAACAGGGAUUGAGUGAACUGGGUUCUGUUCAGCGUGGCAACCUGCGUGAGAUGCGCCGGGCAUGGGAACUGGAGAAUCUUCUCCCGGAAACGUUUAUCGAGAAGCGGGAAAGCCUCCUCGCAAAGGCACAGGUGGCAUGGAAAACGUGUCGUGCCGAAAACGACUUCGCCGGCUUUCUCCCGACGCUCAAGCAGCUGAUUGAGCUGUACCGGGAGGAGGGAAAACUCCGUGC